This is a messenger RNA of Caenorhabditis bovis, 1998 nucleotides long. Lineage: Eukaryota; Metazoa; Nematoda; Chromadorea; Rhabditida; Rhabditidae. The record is from the annotation of a GenBank genome assembly.
AUGCUCAUUAUUCUGAACUCGAUUACCAUAUUAUUUCUACUUUACAACCCCACAUUGCCAUUUCCUCAAAAACUAACAGACACCGUCGCGGAGAAUGUCGUGCAAAUUGCCACCGAACCGCCAUCAUCAUCAUCAUCGCAUGACAACACUGUUCAAAUGGAGCUCGAAAAUUCGACUGAAAUUGCCGAGCUCAUUGCUCAAGACUACUUCACAGGAAGCGUGCUGGCUUGCGACAAUAAUACGGCGCCUGGCCGCUAUAUGGUGUACUGUAGCGGUCGAUUAUUGCAAGCGGUCAUGGCUGUGCGAUUAUACGAGGACUCGAAAACGUUUUUGGAUCAGCCGAUGAAGAAAAAUAUGACGGGCGAACAAAUAAUGAAUGCAUUUAACGAGCGUUUUCCAACUUCAAUUGCCAACCUUCAAAAGAAAGAUGUCAAAGAUUUCGUCAUGGAACAUUUUGACAAAGAAGGAAACGAGCUUGCCAACGUUAGCAUUCCCAAUUUCAAUUCAAAUCCAGCACGCCUCCAAAAAAUUCUCGAUCCGGAAUACUACAGUUUCGCAAUGGAACUUCACCAAUUAUGGAACGGCUUGUACCGACAAAUGAAGCCCGAAGUCGCUGAACACCCUGAUCGCUACUCUCUUCUCUAUGUACCGCAUCCCUUCAUCCUACCCGGUGGCAGAUUCCGCGAAUUCUACUACUGGGAUGCUUAUUGGAUUAUCAAAGGCCUACUCGCCUCACAACUCUAUCCAACCGCUCGCCACAUGAUACUCAAUUUUGCGCAUAUUAUAAAUACCCGCGGAUUUAUUCCGAACGGCGGACGCGUUUAUUAUCUUCGUCGGUCUCAGCCACCAUUGUUCGCCGCCAUGGUGUACGAUUACUACUUGGCGACUCAAGAUCGCCAACUAGUUGCUGACACGAUACCCGCCAUCGAGAAGGAGUUCCAGUUCUGGACUAAUCGACGCACCGUCAACGUGACACUUGAGGUGGAUGAGGGGCAAGAGGAGACAAUCAGCAUGUUCCAAUACAACACCGAAGCCGAAACGCCGCGACCCGAAUCGUUUAGAGAAGACGUUAUAAGUGCCAAGCACAUCAAGAAUCCCGACGUUCGGCGGCGAUUUUUCCGAGAUAUCGCAAGUGCCGCUGAGUCGGGAUGGGAUUUCUCAAGUCGAUGGUUCAAAGACGACAAGAAUCUCGAAACGAUCGAGACGACAAACAUCGUUCCUGUUGAUUUGAACGCAUUCAUUUGCUAUAAUAUGAACAUUCUGGCGUUCUUCUAUGGUGAACUUGGAAAUCCGAUCAAACAUAAUCAAUGGUCGACAAGUUACAAGCAAUUCCGUGAGCAAUUCACAAGGAUCUUUUAUGUGCAAUCACGGCGAGGAUGGUACGACUACAAUAUUCGAUCGAAAAUGCACAACGUCAAUUUUUUUCCAACUAUCGCCGUUCCACUAUUCACACAAUGCUAUGAUCCUUUAAAUUAUCGCCUGGCAGUUGAUGUAUACAACCAAAUGGAAGAAAGUGGCGCAUUUGGGUAUGAAGGAGGGGUACCAACAAGUUUGCAAAAAGGCACGGCGCAACAAUGGGAUUUCCCCAACGGAUGGAGUCCGCUGAAUCAUAUGAUGAUCGAAGGACUCCGAAAAUCGACUAGUCCAAUAAUGCAACAGAAAGCAUUCGUUUUAGCCGAGAAAUGGAUUCGUUCGAACAUGGACGCGUUCAAGCUAACCGGCCAAAUGUGGGAGAAAUACGACAUCGCUGAACCACGAGGGAGACUUGGAUCUGGUGGCGAGUAUGAUGUUCAGCCAGGAUUCGGAUGGACAAAUGGUGUUGCAUUGGAUCUAAUGGUGACCUAUGGAGAUCGGUUGAAAUUCAAGAAGAAAGUUGAAUUGGAGCCAAAUACAAUGGCAUGGAAAUCAACAGAAUAUGACGAAGAGAGCUUUAGUUCGUCGCAAAGUCUUUUCACAACAAUUCUCGUUCUCGCGUUUUCGGUCUUAUUCGGAAUUUAA